ACAGAUUCGCACAAUGUAUGGAGGGCCGCCAUACUGGUGGGACGAUAUCGGUCACUCUGUUGGCUGAAUUCCCUUCAGUUGGGGGCUUUUGGGCAUCCCAAUGCAGUGCACUCCUGUCGAAAUAAAGGAGAAGUUGCUGAAGGCUCUUGAUGAGGAUAAUAAUGUGGUCGAUAUGGCGGGAGUUUUGGCGGUCAUCACCGUGUUGGAAACAUAUCCAAUCACCCGGGAAGCCUUGGAGCAAACAAGGAUUGGCAGGACUGUCAAUGAACUCAGAAGGAAAACUACUAAUGAUCAAUUGGCCAAACGAGCAAAAAAACUGGUACGGAACUGGCAGAAACUUAUAUCAGCAACUCCACAGUCAGACAAUUGUACUGUUAAUGGUGAUAGAGAUAAUGGAGAAAGGUUAGCUGGAAAACACUCCCAGUUGUCGUCUCUUCAGGGUAGUGAUUCAUCAUCUUGUCCUAACAGUCCAGCAUUCUCUCAGAAAUUAGUGUCUCCUGCACUGACCAGAGUGAAUGCACAAAAUGCAAGUGUUCGAUCUAGUCCUUCACAGUCGCAUACAGUUGGAGUGAAACCAACAACACCAAACUUGCAGCUAUCUCAAAGAAAUAAAAGUAAACCGGGUACACCAAAACUGCCACAGAGCCUGGCAACUUUCAAUAGUAAACCAAAUACUCCUAAUCAGCAAUUACAACAACAGCGAGGCAGAAAUAAACCAAAUACACCUAAUUUGCCUCAGAAUUCCAAGAUGGGACAAUCUCCCAAUCUAAGAACUGAUUCUCCUAAGUAUUGCCUAAACCAAAAAAGUGUCAACUCACCUAAGGUAUCUGUCAACUCGCCUAAAAUACCAGUUAAUUCACCAAAGGUAUCAAUACUUGAAAAUUCAAUUCGUGUAGCAUCUCCUUCAGGCUCUACAGAGUCCAGUCUUGGUAGACCUCUCACACCUUCUGAAUGUGGAAGCACAAGUAGACCACAGACCCCUCAGUCAGUCAGUAAUGGCCCUGAUCAAUCAGGAGGAAGGUUGCCAAGAAACCUAUCUCAUGAAAAUUUGUCAAACUCAUCCACACAUAAUAACAUAACAGAAGAAAGACACCAGAAUAGUUCAAAUCAUUCCAGUGACGUUCCUUUAGUCUCGCAAACGGUUUCUCCAUCAAAGGCUUCUAAGGCUGCAAAGCCAGAUCAAAGCUUGAAUGUAAAAACUAAUGUUGCAAAUAAAAAACGAUCACGAGAAGAUGUUAAUGGGUCUGGGCAGCCUAGUAAAAUUGCACGUAUGCAAAACAGUGAUAAUUGUAGUGGAUCGUAUAAAAAAGCUAUGAAUGGCUCCCUGCAAACUUCAUUAUCGAGCAUUGAUGCAAAUUUAUCAGAUAUAGGGCAUAGUACCUAUGCUUCAACUCCCGAUGGCAAAAGCAGUUUUUCUUAUAAGAGAAAUGUCAAUCUGUCAGUGAAAACUGAAACGACUCCAAAAGUGACAUCUGAAAAGGCAACUUUGUCUGGAAAGACACCUAAGGUGAAAACAACAGCCCAGCUUAUAGCUGAUUUACAAGCAAAGAGUGGCAGCGCAGCAUUGGGAAGUAGUGUUAUCAGAGAGAUAGAGACCAAUCAGAUACAUAAAGAAUCUGAUGUGCCUGAUUCUGUACUUCCUCCUGGAGUGGGCAAAAAACGUCGGCUUAAACCAGACACUUCCACCCCUAUCAGGUCACACCUGACUCUCAGCAGGACAAAGACAGAACUUGUUGAGAAAUUUUUGGAAACAUCUGUUACACCAAAUACAACUGAAGAUCUGAGUCCGUUUAAAUAUGACAUCAAUAAAGCAGAAUCUCCCUAUACACCUGGUAAAUAUGACUCAAGUUUAGAGGUGGAUGUGACUAAUAGCUCAGGCGGAGACACCAGUUUCCGUCCAGCAGAGGUUAAAGCUGUAGAACAUGCUGAUACAGAAAGUAGCAAUAACGUUCCUCUAGUGGAACAUACAAAACCGUUAACUUUGGAGGAGGCAUAUAAUUUGCUUCCACCAAUUGAUUAUGAUAAUGUGUGGACAGAUGAUACACAGGAUGUGUCUGAAUCUAUUCCAAUGGAAAGCGAGUCUGUGAGUGAUCAAGAUGUGCAACGUGUGCUAGGAGAAGAAUGGGCAGGUGUAAAUGGUGUCUAUAACACAUAUGGAAGAUGGUGUGAUUGGACACAAACCAUGUCUAGUUCAUCAUAUAAUGGUGACGUUCUGCAUAUUUUGCCAUAUGUUCUCAUAGAUGAUUAAAUAGUCGGUGAUAUUGUUUUGAAAUCCUGCUGAAAUAAAUGAAGAGACAGUUAAACUUGACAUCAGUUUUAGUGCUUUCAUUUAAAUGCAGGACCUCUCUAUUUCUUAUGUUAAAGUUGUUUUUGCAGUUUUUUUAUUUGUAAUAGUUUAAUAUAUGUCACGUGUUAUAAUAUUUGUGUAAAAUUGUCAAAUUUAAAUUACAAAGAGAGGAUAUCAGAUUUAUUAAAUAAAUCAAAAGCAAAAA
Messenger RNA from Ylistrum balloti, 2492 nucleotides. RefSeq names its product mediator of RNA polymerase II transcription subunit 26-like. The transcript is spliced from 3 exons. Gene Ontology annotation, biological process: positive regulation of gene expression; regulation of transcription by RNA polymerase II. NCBI's taxonomy places the organism in Eukaryota, Metazoa, Mollusca, Bivalvia, Pectinida, Pectinidae. Bases 101 to 2248 code for a protein of 715 amino acids. The record is from RefSeq and is a predicted model, not a curated record. Gene Ontology annotation, molecular function: transcription coregulator activity. Gene Ontology annotation, cellular component: mediator complex; nucleus; core mediator complex.